GAGAACUUUUCUUUUCGGAGGGAGGUAGUAUAUUAAAGGAGUCUUGAGUAAACUUGUCAUAGGAGAUGCAGAAAAUGGAUGAAGUUCACGGCUGAAGGUCGGAUGCGGAGUCGCGGACAGGUUACAGCUCACGCUUUUGUAAGCAGCAACAUGGUGCAAGAAGCUUGUUCCCUAAUUCCCUUUAACCUUUUGUGAAGUGAAGUACCUCAGAAGUUGAGAUGUUUCUCACUGCACACAAUGAAGCAAAUGGAACCCUUGAAGAUGGAAAUAGACCUUGACCGGAUCAGCAAUUUGCCGGCACAAAUUACUGACAAGAUCUUAUCACACUUGUCACUUAGGGAUGCCGUCACAACAAGUGUCCUAUCAAGUAAAUGGAGAUACAAAUGGGUUACUCUUCCAAACCUCAUAUUUGACAAUCAGAGUCUUUUUGCUUCUCCCCAAGACCAUUCCCUUAUUAAAAGCAAGAUAGUCAGCAUAGUUGACCAUGUAUUGUUACUUCACGUGGGACCAGUACACAAAUUCAAGCUUUCUCAUCGGGAUCUUCAAAACGUUGUUGAUAUUGAUAAAUGGAUUCUUUUCCUGUCUAGAGGUCCUAUAAAGGAAUUUAUACUAGAGAUUUGGAAGGGCCAUCGCUAUAAACUCCCAUCAGCCACAUACCUCUUCCACAAACUAGUCCACUUGGAACUGUUCAAUUGUCUUUUGAAACCGCCGGUGACAUUCAGUGGCUUUAAAUGCUUGAAGAGUCUUGAUCUUCAGCACAUUUCCAUGGAACAAGAAGCAUUUGAGCAUCUCAUCUAUAGCUGUUCUUUGCUUGAGCGGUUGACUUUGAUGAACUUUGAUGGGUUUAAUCAUUUGAAGAUACAUGCUCCUAAUCUCCUCUACUUUGAUGUUGGGGGUGUUUUCGAUGAUGUUAGUUUCAAAGGUACUUUCUAUCUGGCCACUGUCUCUAUUGGUUUAUAUGCGAAUGAUGUUGAGGAAAACAUGGGUUUUGCUGGAAAUGGAAAUUUAGUCAAGUUUUUUGCUCAUCUGCCCAGAAUACAAAGGCUCGAAGUGCAGAACUACUUCUUGAAGUAUUUGGCUGCUGGUAUAGUACCGGGAAAACUACCUAGACCUUGUAAUGAGCUUAGUUUCCUUUCUGUACGCAUCAAUUUCAACUCUAUGGAUGAGUAUCUAGCGGCUCUAUGCCUACUCCGGAGUUCUCCCAAUCUUCAGGAGCUUGAAGUUGUGGGUCGCGCAGAAGAACAGAAUUCACCACCAGUUGGGAUUGCCUUGGGGGAAGAGAAGUAUCAGAAUUUUAAGUUUAAAAGACUGCGGGAGGUUAAGAUAUCUGGAAUCUCUGGUUUCAGACAAGAGCUGAACUUCAUAAAGUUGAUUCUGGGGAAUUCACCUGAUCUUGAAACAAUGACUAUCAAGCCCUCUUCGAGCGAUGGAGCUUGGGAGAUGUUGAAACAACUUCUCCGCUAUAGACGUGCCUCUGUCCAGGCCGAAAUCAUCUACCUUGACCCUUAGCAUUAUUAUGCGGCGUCACCUUUAAAAGUAAAACUACUCCCUCUCGCCCUAUUGAUCGGAUAAGAUGAAGCUGUCUUACAUACAAGUCAUGUUAGUAAUAAUGUCGAUGCAAAUUUAAAUUGUUUUCCACAAUCUCCCAUAUUAAAUGAAGCUGUGAGGAAGAUACGAGAUUGUUGCAAACAAUGAAAGUAGUAUUGAGUAAGGUCAGUAGUCAUAUUCAAAAAGCUAAGAAUAUUUUAUCUACUUAGUUUGUGUAAGCCAAAAUGGAGCCCCAUAAGUUGGAUCAGAG
This is a messenger RNA of Cuscuta europaea, 1798 nucleotides long. The record is from the annotation of a GenBank genome assembly. NCBI's taxonomy places the organism in Eukaryota, Viridiplantae, Streptophyta, Magnoliopsida, Solanales, Convolvulaceae.